AUGAACGGAGCUGCCCAAACGUCGGGUUUCAGCUUUGGUUCCAAUACUCAAGCAGGCACCACCGGUUUUGGUUCCUCCACUGGCGGCUUAGGAUCCUCAGGCACGUCCACUGGCAUGUUUGGUAACCAAACACAGAAACCAGGAGGCUUGUUUGGCAAUGCAUCGGGUACGCCAGCCUCCACUGGUGGAGGUCUUUUUGGCAACUCUGGAAACUCCAAUUCCGGCGGCUCUUCUGCUUUUGGAUCCAAUGGCACAUCCGGCCUCAUUGGCCAAAACCCUCUCGCAAACAAUACAAACGCAGCCUCGCCAUUUGGCGCAAACAAACCUGCUGCAACUGGUUCCGGUAUGUUUGGAAACACAAACACCGCUCCUUCUGCCAGUUCCGGCUUGUUUGGAAACACUGCGUCCACUGCUUCCAAACCUACAGGUUUGUUUGGUAGCGCUGCCCCUGCUAGUUCAACAUCGACUGGAAUGUUUGGCGCCACAAACAACAACACUGCUGCUCCUAGCGGUGGCCUAUUUAACAAUAAUAAUGCGGCUGCUCCCGCUGCUUCAGGGGGUUUGUUUGGUGGUAACAAUACCUCCUCAGCAACUGGUGGCCUCUUCUCAAAUGCAAACAAUGCUCCUAAGCCAGCAACUGGCGGUUUGUUUGGAGGAAAUUCGGCUCCAGCUACUGGUGGCUUGUUUGGUCAGCAAAAUGCAGCUUCAUCCUCAACUACCACUGGAGGUCUUUUAGGUCAGAAUAAACCUCUCUUUGGUGGAAGUAGUUCAACUCAGCCACUGGGCUCGCUUUUUGGCGGUACCAACACAAACUCCGCCAACACUGGUGGCCUCUUUGGAUCAUCACAAGCUACUCAAAGCGGUGGCUUGUUUGGAGGAAACAAUGCCGGAACAAGUUCAUUGUUUGGCGGACAAAUGCAACAGCAGCAGCAGCAGCAGCAGCAACAACAACAGCAACAGCAAUCUCAAGGUCCACAGCUAACAGCAAUGACUAGAUUCGGGGAUCUUCCGCCUGGCUUGAAACAAGAGUUGACUCAACUUGAUGCUUACAUCGACCAGCAACAUCUCAUAGCAAAAACACUCAAGGGGGACCUAAACAAGCAUGACUCAUUAAUUCGCUCUAUUCCAAACGAUGUGAAUUUCUUACAUUCAAAACUCUCAUCGAUCAACCAAGCACUCCGGUUCGACGCAGAGCACCUAAAGUCUCUCAAGACUGUCAACGACGAGCUCACCAAUGAUAUCUCGAACAUAAUGCAUCUUAUUGUACAGCUCUCCACACCCGGUACGAAGCUUUCUUCCUCAUUCCAGCUUCACGAGUUCUUUGCAAAGAAGGUGAAGAAGUACAAGGAGACCAUGGACUGCUACGAGGCAGUCGUUAACGACAGUGUGGCUGCGAUCUCCGGUUUGGAAAAGACAUAUGCGGAUGAUUCCAGCAACAUUUCUAAUAUAGUGGAUGUUGUUAGAAACCAAUAUCAGCUUUUUAUGGAGCUUUGUGAGGUCGUUGCACAAGUUCACAAUGAGUUGGCAAGAACUCACCCAGAUCUAGACAGAAAAUGA
Messenger RNA from Australozyma saopauloensis, 1557 nucleotides. RefSeq names its product FG-nucleoporin (gene NUP49). Bases 1 to 1557 code for a protein of 518 amino acids. Gene Ontology annotation, molecular function: structural constituent of nuclear pore. Gene Ontology annotation, biological process: nucleocytoplasmic transport. The record is from RefSeq and is a predicted model, not a curated record. NCBI's taxonomy places the organism in Eukaryota, Fungi, Ascomycota, Pichiomycetes, Serinales, Metschnikowiaceae. The transcript has a single exon. Gene Ontology annotation, cellular component: nuclear pore.